This is a messenger RNA of Perkinsus marinus ATCC 50983, 681 nucleotides long. Its product is annotated as Rab5B protein, putative. The coding region runs from base 28 to 681 and encodes 217 amino acids. Gene Ontology annotation, molecular function: GTP binding; GTPase activity. The record is from RefSeq and is a predicted model, not a curated record. The transcript is spliced from 7 exons. Lineage: Eukaryota; Perkinsozoa; Perkinsida; Perkinsidae.
CCCUAGGUUUGAAUUGUCUCUGACAACAUGGGAUGUGCACAGUCAACGGACGCGGGUUCUGCUCCAGGUGGUCGUGCAGCUGGUGGAUUGAACGUGACCGGCAGUCGAGCGUCUCCGAGUGGCAUCGAGUCCAAGAUAGUUCUUUUGGGAGAUUCAGGCGUUGGUAAAUCUUCGAUGGCUUUGAGAUUCUGCCAAGGCAGAUUCCCACCGUUCCAUGAAGUUACCAUCGGCGCGGCCUUUCUCCAGCAGAUCGUGCGGCUUCCGAGUUCUAACACGCAGCUGAAACUGCAUAUUUGGGAUACUGGUGGACAAGAGCGAUUCCGUGCCAUGGCGCCGCUAUACUAUCGAGAUGCUGCGGGUGCAGUCGUUGUGUAUGAUGUUGGCUCGAAAGAGUCUUUCGAGUCGGUGAAGUUUUGGGUAAGUGAGCUGCGUAGCAAGGGUCCACCGGACGUGCGUAUCGCGGUAGCUGGCAACAAGGCAGAUCUCCCAGAGUCCGAUCAGGUUGUUACAACACAAGAAGCAGAGGAAUUUUGUCAAGAAAACGGACUGUUGUGCUUUAGAACUUCAGCCAUGACUGGAGCCAAUAUCGGCAAACUGUUCGAAGCUGUCGCAGAGGAGGUGUACAAUGUGAUCAAGAGCAAGCAGCGCUCUCCCAGCGGCAGUGCUGGACCAGCCAUAUAG